Molecule: messenger RNA, 2422 nt
Organism: Coregonus clupeaformis (lake whitefish)
Lineage: Eukaryota; Metazoa; Chordata; Actinopteri; Salmoniformes; Salmonidae
Product: zinc finger protein 135-like
Exons: 1
Coding region: 7-738 (243 amino acids)
Biological process (GO): regulation of transcription by RNA polymerase II
Cellular component (GO): PcG protein complex; transcription regulator complex
Molecular function (GO): RNA polymerase II cis-regulatory region sequence-specific DNA binding; DNA-binding transcription factor activity, RNA polymerase II-specific
Source: RefSeq, a predicted model, not a curated record
CCAGAGAUGCCCAAACCAGUAAAACCACACCACUGCUCCCAGUGUGGAAAGAGAUUUAUCCAGUCAUCACAUUUGAAAGAGCAUAAGAGAAUACACACAGGAGAGAAGCCUUUCCAAUGCUCCCAGUGUGGGAAUAGUUUUACCCGGUUAAGGGACCUGAAUAGGCAUAAAUUAAUACACACAGGAGAGAAGCCUUACCACUGUUCUCAUUGUGGACAGAGUUUUAGGUGGUUAGUGAGCCUGAAAACACAUGAGAGGACACACACAGGAGAGAAGCCUUUCCAAUGCUCCCAGUGUGGAAAGGGUUUUACACGGUUAGAGAAGCUGAAAGAACAUAAGAGAAUUCACACAGGAGAAAAGCCCUUCCAAUGCUUGCAGUGUGAAACGAGAUUUACCCAGUCAUGGCAUCUCAAAGAGCAUGAGAGGACACACACAGGAGAGAAGCCUUUCCAAUGCUCCCAGUGUGGAAAGAGUUUUACCCGGUUAAGGUACCUGAAUAAGCAUAAAGGAAUACACACAGGAGCGAAGCCUUACCACUGUUCUCAUUGUGGACAGAGUUUUAGGUGGUUAGUGAGCCUGAAAACACAUGAGAGAAUACACACAGGAGAGAAACCGUUCAACUGCUCUCAAUGUGGAAUUACUUUUACCUUGUUAGGGAGCCUGAAAUCACACCAGAGGACACAUGAUGGAAGCCAUACCACUGCUCUCAUUGUAGAAAGAGGACCUGAAAUCACAUGAUAGAAUAUAGAGGCUGGGGCCAUAUUUGCGAACAUAAGCAAGCAUUUAAAGUUAAAUGGGUUUUCACGCACAAAAUGCGUAUCAGCCAAUGAAAAGCGUUGAUUUACUUACAUGUGACCGACCGCUAAUUUGUAGCUGGUCCCAUCAGAUAACAUUAGCCCUAUGCUAACCUCCCCAGGUGGCAGUGAUUACAUCCUGGCACAACUUCUGCUUCAGCCUAUCAAAUAUCUUAGAUUUUCAAUACACCAACCAAUGGUAUUUCUUAAAAUAGGUCAACCCUGGGCACUAGAGGGAUUUUUAAACCUACAAAUGUAAGGUUUACUUGUUCCGUUGGUGUGUAACAAAAUGUUGUGUGCCAAUAUUGCACUGAUGCAUCCUUAACUAGGCUACUAACUACUACUAAUGUUAGACAACAUUUUCGCAUAUGACAAAAUAAUCAAAAAUGUUGUUAAUCUGUUUCACACACAUCUGUGUGCUUUUAUGGGAAAAAGAUCAAUCACAUCCUUACAAGAAAGUUUAUCCUACGUCGUUAAAUCCAUAAGGCUCUUAGUUUUUGAUCCAAUACUGUAGCGGUCAUGUAUUUGUAUUUAUAAUGUCAUCAUCACUUCUAGGUGGCACACAUUGCUAAAGCUUUUUAACCCUGGGUUCAAGUCCCCCUCGCAUCAAGCUUUUUAACCCUGGGUUCAAGUCCACCUCGCAUCAAGCUUUUUAACCCUGGGUUCAAGUCCACCUCGCAUCAAGCUUUUUAACCCUGGGUUCAAGUCCCCCGCGCAUCAAGCUUUUUAACCCUGGGUUCAAGUCCACCUCGCAUCAAGCUUUUUAACCCUGGGUUCAAGUCCCCCGCGCAUCAAGCUUUUUAACCCUGGGUUCAAGUCCACCUCGCAUCAAGCUUUUUAACCCUGGGUUCAAGUCCCCCGCGCAUCAAGCUUUUUAACCCUGGGUUCAAGUCCCCCACGCAUCAAGCUUUUUAACCCUGGGUUCAAGUCCCCCGCGCAUCAAGCUUUUUAACCCUAGGUUCAAGUCCCCCGCGCAUCAAGCUUUUUAACCCUGGGUUCAAGUCCACCUCGCAUCAAGCUUUUUAACCCUGGGUUCAAGUCCACCUCGCAUCAAGCUUUUUUGUUGAGGAAAAAAACUGUUCAAUGUCAGUCCUUAACGCGCGACUCAAAAACGCAUGUGACGAAGUGGAUUAUUCUAAUAAUGCAUAAACUAUAAAAUAUUGUAGGCAUGUAAGAAUACACUAAUGACAGCCAAGUGUUAUUAUAAAAAUGCACAGAAACGUCAACCUACAUUUAGGUGUACCAGCCCAUGUAGCCUAUGAUGCAAUAUGAUUAUUAGGCAAUAGCAGUGUGUUGCUGAAGAAAAGCUCCUUAUUAAAUUCAUUCUUCAUUCUUCAACACAAUACAGGUGAUGGUUACACGUUGCUUUGUUGAUCAGAACAUGCUGUUGGACUGAGGUAUGUUAAGGACCAUCCAGGAACAAGUGUUAGAACAGGGCCAACUACUUCAACGAUUUUAAUUGGCUGACGCCAGGAUAUAAUCAGUGCCACCUGUUGAAGUUGGCGUAGAGCUGAUGUGGACCGGCUACAAUUUAGCGUUUGGCCAUCAGCGCAUUUCAUUGGCUGAUAAGCAUUUUGUGUGCGAUAACCCAUUUUGUACUGAACAAAAAUAUAAAUGCAACAAUUUCA